Molecule: messenger RNA, 3789 nt
Organism: Saccoglossus kowalevskii
Lineage: Eukaryota; Metazoa; Hemichordata; Enteropneusta; Harrimaniidae
Biological process (GO): Notch signaling pathway; multicellular organism development; cell differentiation
Cellular component (GO): plasma membrane; signaling receptor complex; cell surface
Molecular function (GO): calcium ion binding; protein binding
Source: RefSeq, a predicted model, not a curated record
AUGUUUGUUCAGCUCCUGCUUGUAGCAGUAGUACUAAUCAGUUACACGGAUGCUAUCACAUGUGAACAAAAAGCAAUGGAUGAAGGGCGUGCUGUCUCUGCACUUUGUUUUGGUGAUUUAAACCAAGGUGUUUGUGUGGAUGAUGGUGUUGACUACUACUGCAAUUGCAGCUAUGCAGUCUUUGGAAGUGACUGUCAAGAUAAUUUCAUUUGUUUAGAUCCAUAUAAUCCCUGUCUGAAUGGUGCUAACUGCUUACUGAUUCCAGAUGUAUUUUGUUUCUGCCAGCUUGGUUAUUCUGGAACCUACUGUGAGAUUGAUGAUAAUCAGGUGAUCACCACAGUAACCACCACCACCACAGUUGUUACCACGGUAGCCAGUUCACCAUGUGAUGUAAUGCCAUGCCUAAAUAAUGGGGUAUGUGAAGAAAUAGAUGCCACUACCUACACCUGUACAUGUUUAACUGGAUUCCUAGGUACAAAUUGUGAAGUUGAUAUUUGUGAUCCAAAUCCAUGCCAAAAUAAUGGUAAUUGUACUUAUUUAAACCUGUCAUACAGCUGUGAUUGCCUUUUGGGUUACAUUGGUAAUGAGUGUGAGAUUCCAGAAAGCAACUGUCUGCCAAAUCCGUGCCUGAAUUCUGGUCUUUGCCAGCCAACUGAAACUGGUUACAUCUGUAGUUGCGUCUCGGGAUACAAUGGCACCGAAUGCGAAUAUGACCAGCGCGAUGAAUGUUCAUCAUCCCCGUGUGUCAACGGCGGUUUCUGCUUAGAUGAUGUAGAAAUGUAUCUGUGUGAUUGCCCCAUCUAUUACAAUGGCCUGCACUGCGAUAUAUUUGAUAUCAACUUUCCAGGUGGAAUUGGAGAGGAUGUCGCGGCUGCACCACUGGCUGCUGAUCAACGCAACUGUGAAAUACCAGAGUGUGCACUCGUUUAUGGUGAUGGUGUAUGUGACGCAAAAUGUAACACAUACAAUUGUUAUUGGGAUGGCAGAGACUGUUCACUAGGCACAUUACCAUGGGAAAACUGUACAGUGGACAGUGUGAAUUGCUGGGAUGUAUUUCAAGAUGGGAAAUGUGAUGAAGAAUGUAAUAUUAAUACUUGUAUACAUGAUGGUUUUGACUGUGAUGAACCUGUUGGAGAGUGCAAAUAUGAUAAUUACUGCAGUAAUUAUUAUGCUGAUGGAUUGUGUGAUAAUGGAUGUAACAAUGCCCCAUGCAGUUGGGAUGGUUUGGAUUGUGAUGAAUACCCACCAAAUUAUGCUGAAGGCACACUUGUUAUGACCAUACUACUAGAACCAGAAGCAAUUCGUAAUAAUUCCAAGAUGUUUCUACGUGAAGUUGGUCAAAUUUUGCAUACUAUUGUAGUCUUUGUUCAAGACGAGAAUGGAAAUGAUAAGAUUAUUGCAUGGACUGAAGAGGAUGAAGAUGAUGUCAUAGAUUCAAGUGAACUAAGUAAACGAAGUGCUUAUAAUGACACAGUCACACAAGAAACAUUAACAGGCUCCAAAGUAUACUUAAAGAUGGAUAACAGGAAAUGUUAUCAGUCUGGUGGUAGUUGCCUUCAAACUGCAGAUGAAGCAGCUUCUCUACUAGGUGCUAGAUCAUCUAAAAGUACCAUUGACCUGGAAGUAUUACCACUACAAAAUAUAGAAACUGAAGCAGACACUACAACAACUGAAAACUCUCCUAGUAGUCUUCUCUGGAUUAUGGCAGUACUGCUUGUCAUCAUAGCAUUUCCAUUAGUUGGAGUUCUCAUAUCUGCUAAUAGAAGGCGCAAAGCUAAAGGAACUCUAUGGUUUCCUGAUAACUUUGUGCCCCAUACAAGUCAAGGCGGCAAAAGGAAAGAAACCUCAGGCAAGGAGUCUGUUAACUUGAGAAGUAUUGAAGGAACACCCAAUGGCGUAGCAAGUGUUGAAUCAUGUGACUAUGAAAGUCAUGGGAAGUCACCUUCUACAUUGAGUGGUAAAAGUCAUUCUCCUGACUCUGAAACAGAUAUUGAACCAUCCAAAAAGAGAAUAAAGUUCCAAGAGCCAAGCCCGAGUGCAAGUUCUCAGGAUGACAGAGAUCAGAUGAUAAUGAUAGAUGAUGAAACUGAUAAGCAAUAUUGGUCUAAAUCACACUAUGAUGCAGCUGAAGUCAAAGUACCUCCACUAUUAGCAAUGACACCACCAAAUGAUGUGGAUGAUGCUGAUGGGGUACAGUUUGAAGUGAAUGCACAAGGUCCAGGUGGUUUAACGCCAUUGAUGUUGGCUUCUGCACAUGGUUGUGAUGAAGACAUGGAAGAAAGAUCAGCUGCAAUUAUAGUUGAUUUGCUAGCACAAGGAGCAACUACUUCUAGUAACACAAAGAAAACAGGUGAGACGUCAUUACACUUAGCAGCCAGAUACUCCAGAUCAGAUGCAGCAAAGACUUUACUCAUGUCAGGUGCUGAUGCUAAUGCAAAAGAUCUAACAGGCAGAACUCCAUUACAUGCUGCAGUUGCUGCAGAUGCUAUGGGAGUAUUUCAGAUUUUGUUGAGGCAUAAUUCAACAAAUAUUGACAGUAAGACAUAUGAUGGUACAACAGCCAUGAUACUGGCUGCUAGGUUGGCUGUAGAGAAUAUGGUUGAAGGUCUUGUCAAUGCUGGUGCAGAUCUGAAUGCAGCUGAUAAUGGCGGUAAAACUGCCUUGCAUUGGGCAGCAGCUGUUAACAAUGGAGAAGCUACAUCUGUUUUAUUAAAACAUGGAGCUUCAAAGGAUGCACAAGAUGAUAAGGAAGAGACUCCAUUAUUUUUGGCUUCAAGAGAAGGAAGUCAUGAAGCAGCUAAGAUACUUUUGGACUACUAUGGAAAUCGGGAUAUCACCGACCACAUGGACCGAUCACCUCGGGACAUUGCAGAAGAAAGAUUCCAUCAUGACAUAAUUAAGUUACUCGAUGAGUAUAAUAUAGUACAUGUUGAGAGUCCUCCAGAGCUGUUAUCACUGGUUGCUAAUGGUGCUGUAGUCCAGUCAUGUCAACAGGGAAAUUAUCUCAAGAAUGAUGCUAACAAACCAACAAAGAAAAAGAUGUCCCGGACAAAAAAUGGAUUCCGAUUUGGUAAUAGUAUCAAACAGAACAGUGGUCAGUCUAAAGCAGGAAUGCAAAAUUUCCCUUCCUCUCAACAACAGUCUCCACCAAGAGUCUUACAACAGUUUGGAGAAGACUCGCCUGCAGCAUUCUCAUCUGACAACUCUUCAAUGUCUUCACCUGCAAAUUAUCCAAGCACAUCACCUUCUUCAUAUCACUCCAACCCAGCUUCUCAUCCAAAUAUCCCAGUGAUGGAUAAUAUAAUGGUGUCAAAAAAUUCUACCAUCAACUGUUAUGAUUAUGAGGAUGACAAUCAUAUCAUUACAGCACCAAGGAUUUCUCAUCCAUUUGCUCCCUCAUCAUCAUCAUCAUCUCCUCCUCAUUAUCAAGGAGAAGUAACUAUGAAUAGUAGUCUUAGACUUGAUAUGGGAGUUACAGCUCCUGUCACUGUACCCAAUGACUGGAUCAAAAGCAUACAGAACAAUGGGAAAGGAUCUACAACAAAUGAUUGUUUUAUAGAUGACUUUCUUGAAACUUCAAUUGAAGAUGUUCCUAGGUUUGCUCCUUCUUUGUCCCAGUUUGCAGCUUUUCAAGCCCUAGCAAAUACACCUCGUACUACACAUCCAGGUUUUUCUAACAAUCCAUGUGAUGUACAGUAUUCAUCAAGUAACGUAAAUCACAUGCCUGGUAGUAGUGGUGGCAUACCAGCCACUGGUCCAAGUAAUACACAUUUAAAACUAUGGGAUUAG